Messenger RNA from Felis catus (domestic cat), 2161 nucleotides. RefSeq names its product ORAI calcium release-activated calcium modulator 3 (gene ORAI3). Gene Ontology annotation, cellular component: membrane. Gene Ontology annotation, biological process: store-operated calcium entry. Gene Ontology annotation, molecular function: store-operated calcium channel activity. The record is from RefSeq and is a predicted model, not a curated record. NCBI's taxonomy places the organism in Eukaryota, Metazoa, Chordata, Mammalia, Carnivora, Felidae. The transcript has 2 exons. The coding region runs from base 441 to 1328 and encodes 295 amino acids.
UGGACAUCUAGGGGGUGUCCAGGUGUGCCUCAAUGGUCCAGGGCUCGGGGACCCCCAAGUCAGACGCUGGGGCUAGGCGUUUGCCUCCUCGGGGUUCCGGCACCUGGGCGAUAGUGAAGUGGCCUUGGGUCGCGGGGUCCCUCGGGAUCUCGGCCCACAGUCCCCCGGCUCCACCCCAUCAUGUGGCCGCUCCGACUCCGCCUCCGUCCUAGUUCCGGUUUCGGCCUCUGCUGUCCCGCUUCGGCCCCUAGGUCUCGCUGCAGACGCCUGCUCUUUCGGCUUCGCCUGGGCGCUUCUUCGUGGGAGCCCGCCGCCCGCAUCCCCGCUAGCCCCGCCGUGGGAUGGGGCCUUCUGCCGGCCGGGGCCUGCCCUCCUGGGGCCCCCAGGGCGACUCGGGGCCCCCGUGACCGCCCAGCCCGCCCAGUGCUGCAGCCCCCAGGAUGAAGGGCGGCGAGGGGGACGCGGGCGAACAGGCCCCGCUGAACCCGGAGGCCGAGAGCCCCGCGGGCUCGGCCACGUACCGAGAGUUCGUGCACCGGGGCUACUUGGACCUCAUGGGGGCCAGUCAGCACUCGCUGCGGGCGCUCAGCUGGCGCCGCCUCUACCUCAGCCGGGCCAAGCUCAAAGCCUCCAGCCGCACGUCUGCCCUGCUCUCGGGCUUCGCCAUGGUGGCCAUGGUGGAGGUACAGCUGGAGAGCAACCACGAAUACCCGCCAGGCCUGCUGGUGGCCUUUAGUGCCUGCACCACCGUGCUAGUGGCUGUGCACCUCUUUGCACUCAUGGUCUCCACCUGUCUGCUGCCCCACAUAGAAGCCGUUAGCAACAUCCACAACCUCAACUCUGUCCACCAGUCUCCACACCAGCGACUCCACCGCUAUGUGGAGCUGGCCUGGGGCUUCUCCACUGCCUUGGGCACCUUCCUUUUCCUCGCUGAAGUUGUUCUGGUUGGCUGGGUCAAGUUUGUGCCCAUUGGGGCACCCUCGGGCACACCAGCCCCUUUGGUACCUGCCUCCCAGGUGCCUGGGACUCUGUCACCAGUGACCACCUCCCUUAGUCCAGCUUCCAAGCCAUCCUUUACUUCUGUAGCCCCAUCACAGGCUGAGCCAUCUGAGGCUUGCCCACCCCGGCAAGCAUGUGUUGGUGGAGGAGCCCAUGGACCAGGCUGGCAAGCAGCUAUGGCCUCCACAGCAAUCAUGGUACCUGUGGGGCUUGUAUUUGUGGCCUUUGCCCUGCAUUUCUAUCGCUCCUUGGUGGCACAUAAGACAGACCGCCACAAGCAAGAGUUAGAGGAGCUGAGUCGCCUGCAGGGGGAGCUGCAGGCUGUGUGAGGCUGAUGUUAACCACUACUGUAAACACUGCCUCCCUCCGGUCUGCAGGAGGACCCAGGUCCACAGACCCCAUUCCUUGCCCCUGCCUGGAGCCACUCCUGUGGCCACUCCCAGGUAGAGACCAGACUCCUGCUUUCUGAGUCCUUUGGGGUGGGCCCCGGGGGCAGCUUUUACAUUCCCAGGGAUUCUCCUCGCUGUCAGUCUAUCCCAGUCUGUCUAUAUCUGGGCUGGGAGGAACAGAGGAGGAAGUAGAAGGUCUUCAGUCCAAGUCUCAUGUAGCUAGAGGGGAGGCAGGGAGACCCUGGUCAGACCUUUGGUGCUGACCCUUAACACCUUAACCCUGUACAGGAUGUGGAAGUCAGAGGUUACACACCCACCCACCCAGCCGCCUCAGAAGGUAGCUAACCCUUGCUUUAUUUUUGUAGAAUCUACUUUAUGGUUGGCAUUUUGGGAAAGCUUUUCCCCAUCUCCAGAUUUUGAUGGGUUCCACAUUUUUGCUUUAGUUGCUGAAGAGAAGGAUUUGGGUGUUUCUAACCCAGACAUAGGUCCACUCUUUCCUAGGAGGAGCCUCGCUAUUUAUGGAGGUUCAAGUGCCUGCCCCACUGCCCUAGACCCACACUUAAGCUUCUGCGUCUGGUUCUCACUCUCCUGGGCCAGGGCUGGAGAUCUUUGGAGACUGAGGGCCUGUGUGCCCAACCUGACUCUCUAGUAAGGGUUUGGGGUGGGGAGGUUUUAAGGGAGAGGAUCCAGUCACUAGCCCUUGGAAUACAGAGCUAUUCUCACACUGAAUUUUUGAUGCACCUUGUUUUGUAUAAUAAAAUGUGUUUCACAGA